Molecule: messenger RNA, 1296 nt
Organism: Lepus europaeus (European hare)
Lineage: Eukaryota; Metazoa; Chordata; Mammalia; Lagomorpha; Leporidae
Product: leucine-rich repeat-containing protein 42-like
Molecular function (GO): protein binding
Source: RefSeq, a predicted model, not a curated record
GCUGCCCCGGGUAGGGGCACAGUCACACCCAAGGCCAUGUCUUACUACCUCAACUCAGAAAACCACCGGGACCCAGGUCCCAUCUAUGUACGAGAAAACGGUCAGUUGCACGUGGUCAGUCUGGCUCUGGACAACGUCAGGAGUAGCCUGCAGAAUCCGAGGCCCUUCCAACUGUUUUCCAAAGGCUUUUCUGUGGAGCUUUGCAUGAACAGGGAAGACGACACUGCCAGAGAGAAGACUGAUCAUUUCAUCUUCACGUACACCUGGGAGGGGAAUCUCCGGUACUCGGCCAAAUCCCUCUUCAACCUGGUCCUUGGCUUCAUCUCCGACAAUGUUGAUCACAUUGAUUCCCUCAUUGGCUUUCCUGAGCAGAUUGCUGAAAAGCUGUUCUCUGCUGCUGAAGCCAGACAGAAAUUCACAGAGCCAGGUGCAGGGCUGACAGCUUUGCAGAAAUUUACUGAGGCCCAUGGAAGUCUGGUGCUUUGCUCCCUGUGUUUGCGGAACAGAUACCUGGUGAUUUCAGAAAAGCCUGAGGAGAUUAAGUCUUUCUGGGGGCUGACCUGCCUGGAUCUUUCCUGUUGCAAGCUUGGAGAUAACCACAAACUUCUAGAAUACCUCACCAAUGAGGCUCUGUCCAGUGUCACUCAACUCCACCUGAAGGAUAAUUGUUCAUCGGAUGCUGGGGUGAGGAAAAUGACAGCCCCUGUUCAAGUGAUGAAAAGAGGCCUUGAAAAUCUAACAUUAUUAAACUUAUCUUGUAACCCUGAGAUCACAGAUGCAGGAAUUGGAUACCUGUUUUCUUUCAGAAAACUAAACUGCUUAGAUAUCUCUGGGACAAGGCUCAAGGAUGUAAAAGCCGUCAAGCACAAGCUGCAGGCACACAUAGGCCUUGUUCACUCCAAAGUGCCCUUGAAGGAAUCUGACCAUAGUAUCCGCAAGACGAAGGGCUGGGCCGAUCAGACCGUGCGGCAGUGGGAGUGGAAGAUGGUGAAAUCUGUGAAGACGCCAACAGCGGCGGAGCCUCGGAAAACAGCACAGUACUUCUAUAGCAGCCGGUUCCUCACGGAGGCCUCGCUAAGGUGUCCCCUGGAAGACACUUCUGGGAAACUCCAGUUCUACAGAGAGAAGACUGCAGACUCCCACGGGCCGCUGUUGAAACACGAGGCUGUCUCGACCCAGGAGUCGAAGAGCAAGAAGAGCAAGUCAGAGAAGGAGCAGAGUAACUCCUCACAGGCUUCCAAGCAGAAAUGCGUGUGCCUCACUGUGCAGGACUGGGACUCAGUAAACGCCUACUGA